AAGCCUCCUUUCUUUGAUAGUACUAAUUAUAAUUAUUAGAAGAAUAGAAUGAGGGUCUUCAUGCUUGCAAAUGUGCCCAAGGCAUGGGUUGUGACUAUAAAAGGUCUAUAUGUACCUAUGAAAAUUGUUGGAGAAAGAGAGGUGCCAAAGGAAGAGAUUGAUUGGAAUGAUGAAGACUUGGAGAGGAUCAUGAUCAACAACAAGGCAAUUAGUAUGCUUCAAUGUGCUCUCAAUCCAACGGAGUAUCAUAGAGUCUUCGGGUGUGAUACGGCUAAGGAGAUGUGGGACAUGCUAGAAGUCACUCAUGAAGGAACAAGCCAAAUGAAACCGGAGGAGAGCAUUCAAGAUAUGUAUACAAGAUUGAAUGAUAUAGUCACCAAUCUCAAGGCUUUUGGUAAAGUCUAUCCUCCUCAAGAAAUGGUGAGAAAGGUUCUUAAAAGCUUGCCUAAGAGUUGGGAAGCCAAGAAGACCGUAAUUGAAGAAUCCAAGGAUCUCAACACUCUCAAGCUUGAAGAUCUCAUUGGAAAAUUGAUGACAUAUGAGAUAGAGGUUCAAGGUGAUGGUGGAAUUGAAAUAGUUGAGAAGAAGAAGAAGGAUGUUGCAUUCAAGGUUAGCAACCAAAAGGAAAAGAGUGAAGAUGAUGGUAGUGAUGGUGAAAACUUCUCCUCCUUAAUCUCUAGAGAAGUGAAGAGAUUUAUGAAGAAGAACAUCAAGAGCAAGAUUGCAAGAAGAGAUGAAGGAGAAUCUACCAAAAAGAGUGUGAAAUGCUAUGAAUGCAACAAGAUGGGGCACUAUAGAAAUAAAUGCCCCAAAUUGAAGAAAGGUGAGAAGAAAGACAAGAAAAGCAUGAAGAAGAAAGCAUUUGCUGCCACUUGGAGUGAUGAUGAGACUAGCUCAACGGAAAGUGAAAGCUCCUUGGAGAAAGGUGUUGUAAAUCUUUGCUUCAUGGCUCAAGAGGAUAGAAACAAUGAUGAGGAGGUGAUGGCUAUGCAAGAAGAAUUAGCUCAAUUUGAAAGAAAUAAGGUUUGGAAUCUUGUUUCUAGACCUAAAGACCAUCCCAUCAUAGGAACUAAAUGGGUUUUUAGAAAUAAGUUAGAUGAGAAUGGAAUUGUGGUUAGAAACAAGGCAAGACUAGUUGCUAAAGGCUAUUGUCAAGAGGAAGGAAUUGAUUUUGAUGAGACUUUUGCCCUGGUAGCUAGACUUGAAGCAAUUAGAAUGUUAUUGGCUUUUGCAUGCUUUAAAGGUUUUACACUUUAUCAAAUGGAUGUUAAAAGUGCUUUUCUAAAUGGUUAUAUUCAAGAAGAGGUUUAUGUUGAGCAACCUCUCGGUUUUGAAGAUUCAUCUUAUCCAAACCAUGUUUAUAAACUUUCAAAGGCUUUAUAUGGCUUAAAACAAGCUCCUAGAGCUUGGUAUGAAAGAUUAAGUAGUUUUUUGCUUGCAAAUGGUUUUUCUAGAGGAAGAGUUGAUACCACCUUAUUUGUGAAAAACAAAGGCCAAGAUAUAUUAAUUGUCCAAAUCUAUGUUGAUGAUAUUGUGUUUGGUGCUACUAAUGAUUUUCUUUGUCAAGAGUUUUCCAAAGCUAUGCAAGGUGAAUUUGAAAUGAGCAUGAUGGGUGAGCUCAACUUCUUCUUGGGACUUCAAAUCAAACAAUCCAAAGAAGGCAUCUUCAUUAACCAAAGCAAGUAUACAAAGGAAAUGCUUAAGAAGUUUGGCAUGGAGACUUGUAAGCCAAUAGCUACUCCUAUGAGCACUUCAAUUAAUCUAGACAAGGAUGAAGGAGAUUGCAAGCUUGUCCUAAGGAGUCACACUUAAUUGCGGUUAAAAGAGUCUUUAGGAUAUUUGAUGAUGCAUACAUUGAUAUAUGACUAAAGUUGCAUUAUUUAG
Messenger RNA from Rubroshorea leprosula, 1884 nucleotides. The record is from the annotation of a GenBank genome assembly. Lineage: Eukaryota; Viridiplantae; Streptophyta; Magnoliopsida; Malvales; Dipterocarpaceae.